This is a messenger RNA of Poeciliopsis prolifica (blackstripe livebearer), 2323 nucleotides long. It is a transcript of the gene dcaf7, whose product is annotated as ddb1 and cul4 associated factor 7. Gene Ontology annotation, cellular component: nucleus. The record is from RefSeq and is a predicted model, not a curated record. Lineage: Eukaryota; Metazoa; Chordata; Actinopteri; Cyprinodontiformes; Poeciliidae. The coding region runs from base 237 to 1265 and encodes 342 amino acids. Gene Ontology annotation, molecular function: protein binding. The transcript is spliced from 7 exons.
CCUCCAAACUUGACGAUUUGAUGGCCCCAACGAAAAAUGCUACCCUUUGUUAGCAGAAGUGGUGAAAAAUCGCGUCUUCAUUGAGGUUAUCUUCAUCGAUCAGUCGUUUUGGAUCGACAUCCUUGUAUUUAUUCUCCCGAGUGAAACUAAUUAGUUGUGUUUUAUUCAAAGAUUAACUUCUCCGACAGUUAGUUAGCAGGUUAGCUGCCCAGACAAGAGCCGCAGCUCGGGAGAGGAUGUCUCUUCACGGGAAAAGAAAAGAAAUCUACAAAUACGAGGCGCCAUGGACGGUGUAUGCUAUGAACUGGAGCGUCCGCCCGGACAAACGUUUUCGGCUGGCUCUGGGGAGCUUUGUGGAGGAAUACAACAACAAGGUUCAGCUGGUUGGUUUGGAGGAAGAGAGCUCAGAGUUUGUCUGCAGGAACACUUUUGAUCAUCCUUACCCCACGACCAAGAUCAUGUGGAUCCCAGACACCAAAGGAGUUUACCCAGACCUGCUGGCCACCAGCGGGGACUACCUGCGCAUCUGGAGGGUCAGUGACACAGAAACGCGUCUCGAAUGUCUGCUGAACAACAACAAGAACUCCGACUUCUGCGCUCCGCUCACCUCCUUUGACUGGAACGAAGUCGAUCCCAAUCUGCUGGGAACAUCCAGCAUCGACACCACCUGCACCAUCUGGGGGUUGGAGACCGGUCAGGUGUUGGGACGAGUCAACCUGGUUUCUGGACACGUGAAGACUCAGCUGAUCGCUCACGACAAAGAGGUUUACGACAUCGCGUUCAGCCGCGCCGGCGGAGGGAGAGACAUGUUCGCCUCGGUGGGCGCCGACGGAUCCGUCCGCAUGUUUGACCUCCGACAUCUAGAGCACAGCACCAUCAUCUACGAAGACCCCCAACACCACCCGCUGCUCCGCCUCUGCUGGAACAAACAGGACCCCAACUACCUGGCCACCAUGGCCAUGGACGGCAUGGAGGUUGUGAUCCUGGACGUUCGCGUGCCGUGUACUCCUGUGGCUCGGCUCAACAACCACCGCGCCUGCGUCAACGGCAUCGCCUGGGCGCCACACUCCUCGUGUCACAUCUGCACUGCAGCCGACGACCAUCAGGCUCUGAUCUGGGACAUCCAGCAGAUGCCGCGCGCCAUUGAAGACCCCAUCCUGGCCUACACCGCCGAAGGCGAGAUCAACAACGUUCAGUGGGCGUCCACGCAGCCGGACUGGAUCGCCAUCUGCUACAACAACUGCCUGGAGAUCCUGCGCGUCUAAAGCCGUAGAAAAAGAGCGCCCUGCGUUUCACAUUUGGACUUUUCAGUAGCCCUCGUCCUCCAGCUUUCAGGACGAGGAGUGAACUUUCUCUGAAGUUGGUUUACAUUUAUCUGCUCUUCUAAUAAACAUGUGUAAGCUCUUAUUUAUUUUUGCUCAGCAGCUGUAGGAAGUGUCCAUGUUUCCUUGAGAGUUUUUUAAAUACUUCUCAGCCAGCUGUGAGACUAUUUGGAGCAGUUUAGAUCUCAUGCAUUUCAUCUGGUUUUUUUUUGGUUUGAGGUUGAUUCAAACUGCUGUAGGUGGCAGAACAUUGCAAAAACAUGACAUUACCAAGUAUUUUUUUAUCUAUUUUUUUGUGCAAAUAUCCUGGUACACUUUAAAAAAGGCAAAACUAACUUUUCAGAAAGACGAGCAUGUUUUAAGUCAACAAUUCAAUAGUUCAAGUGACAGAUUCUUUCUUUUGUAAUAUGGAAAAAUAUUACACAAUUAAACUAGUACUUUUUUAAAAUCAAUAUUAACAAAUUAUUGACUUAAAAUAAAUUCCUAUCUUGUAAAUUUAGUUAUAAUUAAUAUAUUUCCACAAAAAGCUACAACAAAAAUCCUUGGUAAGAUGUUUUUGCAGUGUAAACAUGUAGGAUUAACUCGUAGCCUUCUUGUGGAUGCAUACCAUGUAAUUGGUGAAUAAAGCAUCUGUACGAUAUAUACUAGUCUUGUUUACCUAAUGUGGGAGUUUAAGAUGUUCCUCUGUGCUGCAGCCGACAUUUAAAGUCUAUCAGAGCAACGACGGCUCCCUAAAUAUCCUCUUCUGAUUUGUUGAGCGUUCAUUCUUUGAGUCGUUGCAUUUUUACUUCAGUUAGAGUGAAGUUUGAAAUGAGUUGACAGCUUUCUGCUUCUCUUAUUUUGUCGUCUUCUGUCCUUGUAGCAUGCCAUUGCAAGACAAAAUGUACAUAAAUAUAAAUAUAUCAAACUUAAGAUGUUGGUAAGCCAAGUGUUCAUGUUGUAGUGUUUUUUCAUAAAGUUUAAUAUUGAAUUUGCUCUAAUAAAUUGUAACCUCCCCAUGA